Molecule: messenger RNA, 1530 nt
Organism: Macrosiphum euphorbiae (potato aphid)
Lineage: Eukaryota; Metazoa; Arthropoda; Insecta; Hemiptera; Aphididae
Source: the annotation of a GenBank genome assembly
AUGGAUCACGCCGAGUUGGUGUUGGAAAUGUCUCAUUUGGAGCGGAUGCCCACGGCCGAUAGGUUGGCCCUAGCUAGACGGCGCCGGGUGCAACAAUUACGACUAUGGGCUCAAAAAGAUCGCGAGCGUAGACGGUCAUCUCCACCACGCAACAGUAGGCAUAUAUAUUUCAGUGACAAUGUCAUGUUGUUGGAAGCUGCUUCUAGAAACGAUAUUGAAGAAGUAAAGAGACUUUUGGUCAAGGGGGUCAGUCCAGAUGCUACAAAUGAAGAUGGACUUACUGCCUUGCAUCAGUGUUGCAUUGAUGAUAAUGAACAAAUGAUGAAAAUCCUAGUAGAGUUUGGUGCUAAUGUGAAUGCAGAAGAUAGUGAAAAGUGGACUCCAUUGCAUGCAGCAGCCACUUGUGCUCAUUUACACCUAAUUAAAUAUCUUAUUGAUAAGGGUGCUAAUUUACUUUCCGUAAAUGCUGAUGGUAACAUGCCAUACGAUAUCUGUGAAGAUGAAGCUGCAUUAGAUCUUAUUGAGAGUGAAAUGGCCAGGCGAGGUGUUACACAACAAUUGAUUGACAAUACACGUUCUACUACAGAACAUCGAAUGUUACAAGAACUCCAGCAAGCUGUUGAAAAUAAUCAGAGUUAUUUACUAGAAUCGUAUGAUCACCAAGGAGCUACACCUUUACAUAUUGCUGCUUCCAAUGGUUAUUUAAAAGUGGUAGAAUACUUAUUGGACAACCAUGUUGCAACUGAUGUUAAAGAUUCUGAUGAAUGGCAACCUGUUCAUGCAGCUGCUUGUUGGGGUCAUUUGGAAGUGUUAGAGAUAUUGGUUCAAAAUGGUGCUGAUUUGAAUGCUAAGACAAAAAAUGAUGAAACGCCUGCAGACAUUUGUGAAGAUCCAGAUUUACGUGAUCGUAUAUUACAAUUACGUAAUGAACAAGAGACCAAAAAAGAGGCCCAGAGAAGAAGAGUACGGCGUACACAAUCAAAUAACACAAGAGCUCAAUCUGUUCGAAGGACAUCUAUUAGAGAAAAAACAUUGACAUCUAAAAAAGAUGCAGUAGAAGAAGCUAGGUUAAGGGUUGAAGCUCAGAAUUUUGCAAAAAAGUUUUUGGCUAAUGAGCGUACUACUAGUGACAUUGAGGGAGAUUCAUCAAUAGAUUCAUUUGUCCCAGUACCUAUUCCUGUUCCUUCAACAAUUCCUACUACAGAACGUUGUGAGCCUGAAGGUGAAGACGUUACUGAAGAAAAGGCUCAGUUGGAAUCUGUUGAUGUUGGUCCAGCUGCUGAAACCUGUUAUACAACUGAAAGUGAUGGUAAAAUAAAUAUACAUGUUUCGGUAACUAUCAAUGCGGGUACUUUGGCCGAGUUGAAGAAACAACGAGCACAAACUCGUGCUGCAGCUGGUCUCCUUUCUAAUAGUGCUGAUAUGCCAUCUGAUUCUGGAGCUGGAUUUAAUAGAUUUGCUGGUGAUACUGAGGAUGUGAUCGUUGGCGAUCCAUUAAAAACAAGGCGAAAAUGUUGUAUAAUUUUUUAA